CACCAAGAGCACAGACUGCCGUCCGUACACUUGUGUGGGUUUUGUUGCUUUCCGCUGGUAGUCAUGUUACGCGAUUUGGGCUGGAUAACAGUUGAAACCAAAUACUGAGAACCAGUCAACGGUUGUAUAUCGUCGGUUUCGGUUCGAAAUUAUUCGUUUCCCGCCAGAGGCUUAACAGAAGCAAAGAGUUUUUAUCGUGUGUUCAUUCAAACUGAUUCGUAUUCCAUGAUUCGAAAAGAUAAUAUUUGACUUUUUUCAAAAGAAAAAAGAAUUAUAGUUUCACGCAAAAAAUUUUGUUGAAUUGCCACUACUGCAUAUUUGUUAUGUGCAAAAUUUCGGAGAAACAGCGCCAAAGUGUUGGGAUUAAUAGCGACACAUCUUCUAGACUUGUUUUAUUACUAAAUGUGAAAUUUCAAUCGAUUCUAUCGAAAUCGACGACAACAACAUUGAGCGCCCGUUCAAGUGAAAAAUAAGAAGAUAUUGUGCAUUGUGAUUGUGAAGAUAAAGUGGAAAUAGAGUUUGGUUGCAAGAGAAAGUUAAUUUCCUCUUGCGACUCAUACGUUGAAUUAAAACUUAGAAAAAUUUUGACCGAAAUAUCUAAAGCUCCCCCAAGAGCUGUCGCACUGGCGUCAUAUUUGGGGGAAGGAUAUCCACAAUCGCUUGUGAAUCGAACGCCUGCCAAAGACUUAAUGGCAUUUGGUUCGGUGUUGCAACAUACCCAACACAACAUUGGUCAUGCAGAGCCAUCAGUUGGUGUUGGUGAUCAUUGUGCCGGUUGCAAUCAGCCCAUUUUAGAAAAAUUCCUUCUGAAUGUGUGCGAACGACGAUGGCACCAACAUUGUGUACGAUGUAGUGAAUGUAACGGGCCUUUGAGCGAUAAAUGCUUUAGCCGAGAUGGAAAAUUAUUCUGUAAAAAAGAUUUUUUUAGGCGUUAUGGCACCAAAUGCAACGGUUGCAAUCAAGGCAUCUCACCGUCGGAAUUAGUCAGAAAAUCGCGAGACAAUAAAGUGUUCCAUUUAAAUUGUCUCACAUGUUUUAUAUGCCGACGCGAAUUGAGCACCGGGGAUCAAUUAUAUAUAGUAGAUGAUAAUAAAUUUAUGUGUAAAGAGGAUUAUAUGCAUCACAAGCACGGUCAGCAUUCAUCGUAUUCAGAUCCAUUAUUGGGCUCCGGCUCCGAAGACGAAGAAGAUGACGAACCAGCGCAUCAUAUUCGAGGCGGUGGCUUAGGAUUAGGUGCGUUAGUCGGAUUAGGUGGAAACGGUCCAGAUUCACUCGGCGCUUUAGGUCCAUCUGAUAUGUCAGUACAAAGUACGAAUAGCGAUAGUAAAAUGACGCAAGAUGAUUCCGAUCAAGGUUCCAUCGAUGGUGAUCCUGAUUGUCGUGGUGAUUCACAGGCGGAAAACAAAAGCCCUGAUGACGGUGCGAACGGUUCAAAACGACGCGGCCCGCGAACAACAAUCAAAGCCAAACAACUAGAUGUACUGAAAAAUGCAUUCAGUCAAACACCAAAACCAACGCGACACAUCCGUGAGCAGUUAGCUAAAGAAACCGGUUUGCCGAUGAGAGUGAUACAAGUAUGGUUCCAAAAUAAGCGAUCAAAAGAACGGCGAAUGAAACAAUUGACGAGUAUGGGUCGUGGUCCAUUUUUUGGUGGUGCACGAAAAAUGCGCGGCUUCCCGAUGAAUCUGUCACCGGGUGGAUUAGAUGAAGCUGGCUUCCCAUAUUUCGGUCAUGAAGGAAAGUUCGAAUUCGGAUACGGCGGACCACCAUUUCAUUCACACGGUGAUGCCCCAUUCUUCCCUGGCCAUCCCAUUGGACCACUGCCGUUUAAUGCAUCAGGACCAAUCGAUCACCCAAACUCGAUGCCGAUGGUAAAUGAAUUUGGCGGCAUGACGCCGGAGUCGAACUUUAUGAAUCAAAAUGCGUCGAAUCAAGGAGGUGGCGGAGGUGUGAAUGGGCCUGGAAAUGGUGUAAAUCCGGACCACAUCAUCAACAACCAACGAAAUGCGUCUCCUUCCGAAUUUAUGUCAUCGGGUAACUUUUCGGAACCACAAAACAUGCAAAAUGAAGGUUUGGUUUGGUAAAAGUGAUUGGACGAUGGCUGAAAUGCACGGCAUUUUAGAAAUAGAAUCUCACAUUUCUUCGCAAUGAUUCCAUGUUGGGAAAAAAAAUCGCCAAAAUUCUUCUCGAUCAGCGAACAUAUCACAAAAAAAAAAAAAAAUAUUUGUCCGGCGAUUUGCACCAAUGGAACGAAGAAUUCAAAACAAAACAAAACAUUGUGUACUUUAUUGUUCAUAUCUUUUACACAAAGAAAGCGCAGCCAAUUCUACUGGAGUGAAAAGUAUGGAACACGUUCUGUUUGUAAAUAUCUUUGAAAGAAAUGGAGGAAACUUUAAUUUAUAGAAUGGUAAUGAUAUGUUGAUAGAUUUAAAAAUUGUGUAAUCGUACACUGGUAAAUAGAAUUCACAGAUAUUGCUAUUGUAUGUAGGUAAUCGCCAACUGUUGAUUGAUACCGAAACUGUUUAGCUUGUAUUCAAUAUGUGAAUAGUUCCAGAGUAUUUAAACGUAUUUGUGCAACAGUAUCACACUCAUCUGACUAAAUAAUCAACUGAAACAAAGAAAAAAUAAGCACAAAAUCCCUUAUUGAUUUGCAUCUUAAUCACAACCAUUAGUGGAAAUGCACACAAAUUUUCGAAUACAUGAUUAUUACGUUAAAAAGAACACAUUAUACACAACAAAUUUAGCCGAAAUACAAGACAUACAUUUUUGCAAUAAGAUGCUUUUUGAAAGGCUUGGAAAAAGAAAUCAAAUGCAGCUCAUUCAUAUUUUGAUCCGUGAGUUGAAACACAAAAAAAUUGUGAAAGUAUAUAUGGAAAGAGUCUCUAGAGUAAUCGAUUUAUAUUUAUUUGGUAGCAGAACAACAUUCGUCUCAUAAUUUAAGAUUUACUUAUAUACACAAAGCAUGUAAGAAACACGUCAAAUGUAGCAAACUACAAAACCGUAAGUUACGAUAAUAUUGAUAUCGUUUUUAUGCCUGGAUGAGCCAAUCAAAUUCGUAUAGCAAAAAAUGUGAAAUACGUUGUAAGUACAGUGAAGGUGUAAAUGCGUUUAAUCCUCAAAUUUCCUAUUGCAUUUUGUUAUGAAGCUUAUCAAACCGUCAUCCACAUUUUCAUCACAUUUUAUUUCUCAAUCGCUUUCAAGCAAAAAAAAAAAAAAAAAAAACAAAUUGCACAUUAAUAUUUUAAUAAAUUAGAGCAUUUCAAAUUUAUUUAGAAAAAGAAGAAAAAUCAUUCGUGAUUCUCAAUCAACGUAUUUCCAAUGAGCAGAUUCCGAUCAAAAUUAAAUUGAAUGUUAAUGUAAAUAAUUUUUUACGCCAGGAAACAAACAAGUUACAAUACAAAUCACAAAAGCGAUCAUACAGAAAUAGCAGCAGCAGCAACAACAAAACUGAGCUACAUUUUUCUGGUAGAAAUGAACACAAAGAUUGCGAUAAUAAAACAUUUAUUAUUUGAUUAAUAAGUGAAAACGAUACGUUUUAAGUUAUUGUUUAGUUCAAUAUUAUGUACAACUAUUGCACCGACAGGAGAGAAAAUAUGAGCAACAACAUGAACACACAAGCUAGAUGAUAAAAAAAAGCAGCGCAAAUUAUUUAAAAACAAAACUAUAUAGAGAAGAGAAAAAAAGAAUGCGAAACAAAUUCUAUAAUAAAAAAAAAUAAAUGUUUUAAUAUGUAAACCUCAUUGUUUCUCUUGCCCAUAAAAAAUGAAUGUAUCAAAUACUUCUUGUUUUUUUAUGAAAAAAAAAAAAAAUAUGUGUGUGUAAAUGUCAUUCAAUGGGCAUAAUUUUAUCGAUUUAUUGGAGGAAAAUAAAGAAAUUUCAUGAAAUUUUA
Messenger RNA from Sitodiplosis mosellana (orange wheat blossom midge), 3889 nucleotides. It is a transcript of the gene Lim1, whose product is annotated as LIM/homeobox protein Lhx5. The coding region runs from base 690 to 2084 and encodes 464 amino acids. Gene Ontology annotation, cellular component: nucleus. The record is from RefSeq and is a predicted model, not a curated record. The transcript is spliced from 7 exons. Gene Ontology annotation, biological process: neuron differentiation; regulation of transcription by RNA polymerase II. Gene Ontology annotation, molecular function: RNA polymerase II transcription regulatory region sequence-specific DNA binding; DNA-binding transcription factor activity, RNA polymerase II-specific. NCBI's taxonomy places the organism in Eukaryota, Metazoa, Arthropoda, Insecta, Diptera, Cecidomyiidae.